AUGUUCAGUGGGUUACGAAGAGUGGCCGUGAGACGUUUGGCGUCGGUCCCGCAAGUCAGCGCCGAAGUCGCCGAUGCCCUUGGCUCCCAAAGGCCCGUGGUGUCGUUAGAGUCCACCAUCAUCACCCACGGGCUCCCCUACCCGCAAAACGUGGAGAUGGCCAAAACGGUCGAGCAAAUCGUCAGAGACCACGGCGCCGUCCCUGCCACCUGUGCUUUCAUCAACGGGGUUCCCAAAGUGGGGCUUACUCCGCAAGACCUCGAGCAGUUAGCCGAGCAGGCGCAAUUGGGCAAGGUGGCCAAAGUGAGCCGCCGCGACAUCGGUGCCGUGAUGGCGUCUAAAGCGUACGGCGGCACCACCAUCGCUCUGACGAUGAUCCUCAGUGAUCGUGCUGGCAUCUCUGUGUUUGCUACUGGUGGUCUUGGUGGCGUUCACCGCGGAGCUUCAGAGACUUUCGAUAUCAGUGCUGACCUCACCGAGCUCGGGCGCACCCCUGUGUCGGUGGUGUGUCUGGGUCCUAAACUGAUCUUGGAUAUCGGGUUAACCAUGGAGUACUUGGAGACUCAAGGGGUGAUGGUAUCCACUUAUAAUGACGACGGUGCUCAAAGAGACGUCCCCGGGUUCUACUGCCGCCAGCUGGGAGUAAAACUGCCCUACGUAUUUGAUUCGUUUACCCACGCUGCUGAGAUCAUUAGAAACCAACGCUCGCUCGAUUUGAGAACAGGUAACGUGUUCUGCAUUCCUCCGCCUAAGGAGAUUGCGUUGGACCCUCAGUUCAUCGACGCGAUCAUCGACGACGCAAACCACAAGGCCAAAGUACAGGGGAUCAAGGGUAAGGACACCACCCCGUUCCUCUUAGCCGAGAUUGCGCGUGCCACCGACGGCCGCUCGGUGCUGUGCAACGUCCAGUUUGUCUAUAACAACGCCCGCGCUGCCUCCAAGAUCGCCGCCGCGUUGCACCCGACGCCGCUAGUGACCCAGCAGCCGCAGUUUAAUAUCACAAACCACGCAUAUGUCUCUCAAUCUCCCCCGUCCCCCGAAACCGAGCCCGAGUGGGUACCGAAACCGUUUGGUUUGGCUCCUAAAGCCACAGUAAUGGUAGUGGGGUCGCUCGCUUUGGAUACCAUCACUACCAUGGCCAAUCCCGUGCUCGGGGACUCUAAUCCUGGCCAGGUGACGUCACUGGUGGGGGGAGUAGGCCACAACAUCGCCGUCAACGCCCACCAUAGCUUGACGCUGCCGUUUGUCAGCGGAGCUCUGGCAGCGGUGGGCUCAGCGGGGCUUGUCUCUAUUGUCGGUACUGAUGCCGCUGGCGACCGCAUUUUGAAUACCAUAAAGCAGGCCGACACAAUCGAUACUUCGGGUAUCCACGCCUCAUCCUCGGUGGCCACGGCUCAGUAUGUCGCCCACCACGACGCCGACGGCGAACUUAUCAUUGCCUGUGCCGAUAUGCUGGCGAUUGAGCUGGACUUCUCUCCCCAGAUCGCGCAGUCGCUUACUAAAGCCGAGCCCCAGGUGGUAGUAACUGACUGUAAUCUCAGUCCGCAAGUGUUACCUCAGGUAAUUCGCCAGGCCAAAUCACUCCACAGUAUCACCGUGGUUGACCCUACUCUGCAUGCCAAAGCAGCUCGCGUGGGUGCUAUCGAGACCGGAGUGUUCCCUCACCAUCAGGUGGACUUGAUCACCCCAACUACCGCAGAGUUGCUGACCAUUUACCAAGCGUUUGAUACCCAGGGGAAGUUUGAUGACUACGACCACUGGUUCCCCGUGUUGGAUAAGCUUGGCGCCAACCAUAUCAUGAGAGAACGCCUACAAAGGGCCCAUCCGGUGUUGGCUCAAUUACUUGAGGAUGGCACCCUCCAGCAACUGUUCCAUCUUUUGCCGUACCUUCCCUUUCAAUUGGUGAAGCUAGGCCCCUCGGGAGUAGUCGCGGUGCUGAUUAGUACCGCGAUUGAGGACUACCGGUCGCUACCCACAACCUCAACCUUCCGUCCCGAAGUAAUUGUGACCUCGAAUGAUUCCGGCCCAGGGAUCGUCGUUAAGUACUGGUCUGUCCCGAAAGAGAACCGCGAAAUUGAGGUGGAGAACGUUACCGGCGCGGGCGAUGCGUUUGUGGGGUUUCUUCUGGCGACGUUGGCCCACUCAAACUGGCUCACCCUGGAGAUUCCUCUGGUCGAAGCCGAAUGGCAUCAGUGGGAAUGCAUCUACAAGGCGCAGCUUGCCAGUGGUCUCACCCUUCAAAGUCCCAGCUCCACCACGGCCGCAUUAGCCGCCAUCCACUAA
Messenger RNA from Diutina rugosa, 2283 nucleotides. Its product is annotated as pseudouridine-5'-phosphate glycosidase family protein. The transcript has a single exon. NCBI's taxonomy places the organism in Eukaryota, Fungi, Ascomycota, Pichiomycetes, Serinales, Debaryomycetaceae. The coding region runs from base 1 to 2283 and encodes 760 amino acids. The record is from RefSeq and is a predicted model, not a curated record. Gene Ontology annotation, molecular function: pseudouridylate synthase activity.